Cutaneotrichosporon oleaginosum is the source of this 1232-nucleotide messenger RNA. RefSeq lists its product as uncharacterized. Lineage: Eukaryota; Fungi; Basidiomycota; Tremellomycetes; Trichosporonales; Trichosporonaceae. The record is from RefSeq and is a predicted model, not a curated record.
UCCAUUGUCAUCUCUCUCAUCUCAUAACAUUGUUCACACGCUCAUCGGCUUGACCUUAUAACCACCCCAAGGUCAACCCUUCGUCUACCCACCUCCCCUACAUCCAUCCGCCCACUCAUCAUGGCCCCUCGCCGCCGCAAGCCCGUCGCUCCCAAGACCGCCAAGACCUCCAAGACAGCAGCAGCAAGUUCUGCCGCAACUGCCGCUCCAGCGGCAAGUACUAGCGCACCGACAGCACCGGCUCCAAGUCCUAGCCGGCCCAGGUUUCGCAAACCUUCCCAUGCACCUUGGUCGCUCUCGCCAUCGCCAGAGCCACAGGGGGGACAGAGGGACGACGACGUAGACGAGCUUGAUUCUGACAAGCCCGGCUCUUCGCCUCCUGGCCAGCCCGCCGCCCCCACUUCUCCUGCCACCGGCAAAUCGGGCACGGCAGGUGGUACGAUUACCAAGGCCCCCAAGACCCCUAAGACCCCCAAGACCCCCAAGACGCCCAAGACGCCCAAGACUGCGGCGACGGGGGCCAACCCGAUCCAGCCCGCAUCCCCAGCUGCAUCUCAACUUGCAUCUCAGUCCGGCACCAAUAUUCCUGCCAAACCCCUCGACCCUGUCCUUCCUGUUUCUGUGGGUCAGCUACCUCCCUCCCAGAAGGGCUACUAUGACUCCCUUUUCAAGUGCGGUCAAGAGUUCUUCGACAGCCACUGGGCGACUGACGAUGUAUGGCGAUCCGAAGGUGCUCUGCGUGACUACCUGACGCGCUUGGGUCAUGGCAACGAUCCCCUCACCACCGUCCAGCCAUGGUAUCAUAGCCAUGACUGGCUUUAUCCACAGGAAGCGCGGCAAUACGGGCUUGAGCGCUACAUCCCAUCCAAGCCCAUUGAGCUGCCGCUCCUGUCCGGCACUCGUAUGAUUCGCUGUCGCCCGAACAAGGUCGAGCACAGCCAGAUGGCCGACAUGACGGGAGAACCAGACCCCUCUCCACGUGCAACAUGCCACUCUGGGUGCAUUCCCGCAUUCAUUUACACGUAGGUUACUUCGAAGUUUUAAACGCUGAAGCAUAGGUCUCCUAGCCUUGUUUGCCCCUUGGCGACAAAAUUUAAGCAACCCACCAUCGUUUACGCGUGGAAACCCAUGGUGGCAGGCAUUUUGCUCCAAGCUUGCUGGAGCUGCUACACCCGAGGUUCAACAGGGUGCGGCGUGACCAAGGUGAAAGUCGAUAAGGUGGCCUCUCCCUC